This is a messenger RNA of Sabethes cyaneus, 1110 nucleotides long. RefSeq names its product PAX-interacting protein 1-like. The transcript is spliced from 5 exons. Lineage: Eukaryota; Metazoa; Arthropoda; Insecta; Diptera; Culicidae. The record is from RefSeq and is a predicted model, not a curated record. The annotation marks the transcript as partial.
AUGAAACAACGAGGUCAUCCUAAUUUAGAUGUACAUUUAGAUGUAGCAGUCUGUGUAGCAGUUACUAUGAUUGCUGAAUUUGAUUGGUACAAUCUGGACGCUGAGUACGGGAAACCAAAUCAAUCGGAUAUUAUAGUGGAGUCGGAUCCAGCCACCGUUCCAGAGCAGGAGGAGAAACAACCGACUGACGAUCGCUCAACGAAUGGACACAGUUCGGAAGCGAGUGGAAGUGAUUUGGAAAAUGUGGAAUACAAUCUGGAUGAAGCCUACAAAACGAUCGCCCCGAUCGUUCCGCCACCAGAUAUUAUUCAGAAAAACCCUAUGACUCCGCGGAACGGGAAAAUCCCGUACAACAGUAUUUCUUUUAAGGAAUUGAUGACACUGAUCGAGAAAAUGACCGCACGCCGGGUCACACCGCCCAUGACGAUGUUAAAUAACAUAUUGGAUUGUUCAUCCCACUGUUGCAAACCUGUAGACGAUUCAAAGAAACUUGAGAGUCCAGCCAGCCAGAGCGGUGGUGCGGUGGCAUCCGGAGAGGAUUUGAUGCUUCUAAGUCAGUCUGACUCCAGCCACUGCACUGGACAGGAAGAAGCUGGUGGACCGUGGGCAGGUGAUUCGGCAAUUAUCUUUUGCCGCACUUUCGGUGGCGGUGGUUGCACAGUGCUGCUCCCAACGCGGAUCCAUUCCCGUGUGGCGAUGUGCGAUAACCUUUUGUACCAUUGUGAACAACAACAACAACAACAACUACAACACCGACAACAACAACAACAACAACAACAACAACAACAACAACAACAACAACAACAACAACAACAACAACAACAACAACAACAACAACAACAACAACAACAACAACAACAACAACAACUGCAACUGCAGCAGCAACAACAACAACAACAACAACAACAACAACAACAACAACAACAACAACAACAACAACAACAACAACAGCAACAACAACAACAACAACAACAACAACAACAACAACAACAACAACAACAACAACAACAACAACAACAACAACAACAACAACAACAACAACAACCACAACAACAACCACAACAACAACAACAACAACAAGAACAAGAACAAGAACAAGAACAAGAACAA